AUAUCCUGAAAAUGUUUUUUAUCUAUAAAUUGUUCUAGUGACAACUCAGUUGUGCGUCAUACAGUGUAUGUGCUGUGCCGGCCAAUUUCUUGGAGCCCAGCCGUGACGUGAGAAUUGAUUCCAACCACAGCCGUGACGUGUGAACUGAUUCCAACGACAAAGCUAGGCACAUCACGAGAAUGACGUUGCUCUGACUCUGAGAGCGGAGAGGGUCCUGAUACUCUACCACCUGCAGCAGAUGCAGACAGAGUACCCAACGAAGGAUAGCCUUUCUUCCAGUCCAGCCACUCCAGUGCCACUGUGCCAGUGCACGCCGCCGCGCAGUUUGCUACAGGUGCCGGGCAAUGGAUUCCAGUUCCAGCUCCAGCAGCAGAGUGGUCGCCUUCGAUUGCAGCUCCUUCCGACUAUACAUGGACGGCCACGUCGAGCGCGCUGCCAAUCGCAUGGAAACCGUGUCCGCCGGCUUCGACGCGGACACGGGCGUGGUCUCCAAAGAGGUCGUCAUCGACGCCGCCACCGGCGCCACCGUGCGGCUCUACCUACCGCCUGCUGUCCAGGGAGGAGCCACCACGACGAAGCUCCCGAUCGUCGUCUUCUUCCACGGCGGCUACUUCAUCGUCGGCUCAACUAGCGAACCGAUGUACCAUCGCUACGUCAACUCGCUGGUCGCCAGAGCACGCGUCGUCGCUGUCUCCGUCGACUACCGCCUCGCGCCGGAGCACCCGCUCCCGGCAGCCUACGACGACUCCUGGGCCGCGCUCAGGUGGUCGGUCUCCGCCGGCGCGGACCCGUGGCUGUCCGACCACGGCGACCUCGGCCGUGUCUUCCUGGUCGGAGUCAGCGCCGGCGGUAACAUCGUCCACAACAUGGCCGUCUCCGUGGGCGUGAACGGCUUGUUGCCAGCCGCCGAACCGCCGCGCAUAGAAGGCGUGAUCCUACUCCACCCUUCCUUUUCCAGCGAGCACAAGAUGGAGGCAGAAGAAGGGGGGUUCUGGCGAGCUAACAAUAACAGGUGGGCGGUCAUCUUCCCCGGCGCGAUCGGCGGCGCGGACGAUCCGAGGAUUAACCCGAUGGCGGCCGGCGCGCCGAGCCUAGCGAAGCUGGUGGGUGAGAGGCUGCUCGUCUGCACGGCGUCUUUGGACCCGAGGGCGCCGAGGGGGCCGGCAUACUGCCAGGCCGUGCGGGCCAGCGGGUGGCGCGGGAAGGUGGAGUGGUUCGAGACAGAAGGUGAGGACCAUGGUUUCUUCGUCCACAACCCCGGCAACCACAAGGCGGUUGAGGUUAUGGAUCGAGUGGUUGCUUUCCUCGAGGACCAGUGACCCCAACCUCAGGCACAGCAAGAUCGUUGUAGCUGAUCCUGGUGUACUGCAAGUGUGACCUCAAGUGAAGUGUUACUGUCUGUACUCCCAAGAGCUUCCUAAAUUAGUUCUUGCUUCUUGGAAUAAACACUGCCGUCAUUCCACACCAUUCAGAGGUGUGGGAUUUGGACAUUUGAUUAUGUUGUGGUUCAGUUAUAUACAUCAAGUCAUCAACUGUGUUUAUACCAAUGACAA
Sorghum bicolor (sorghum) is the source of this 1553-nucleotide messenger RNA. RefSeq names its product 2-hydroxyisoflavanone dehydratase-like. Gene Ontology annotation, molecular function: hydrolase activity. The record is from RefSeq and is a predicted model, not a curated record. The transcript has a single exon. Bases 345 to 1319 code for a protein of 324 amino acids. NCBI's taxonomy places the organism in Eukaryota, Viridiplantae, Streptophyta, Magnoliopsida, Poales, Poaceae.